This is a messenger RNA of Thyridium curvatum, 324 nucleotides long. RefSeq lists its product as uncharacterized. The coding region runs from base 1 to 324 and encodes 107 amino acids. The transcript is spliced from 2 exons. NCBI's taxonomy places the organism in Eukaryota, Fungi, Ascomycota, Sordariomycetes, Thyridiales, Thyridiaceae. The record is from RefSeq and is a predicted model, not a curated record.
AUGGCAUCUCGGACUCCGAUGGAGGAUGCCAUUCGAGAAAAGAUCACUGCUUCCCUGCAGCCUUCGCGCCUUGAGAUACACAACGACUCCCACCUUCAUGCGCACCACAAGGCUAUGAGGGGGAGCACGUCCCAAGAAACGCAUUUCCGACUGGUCAUCACCUCCGAGUCCUUCAAGUCCAAGAUGCAUCCCGCGAGACACCGGAUGAUAUACGCACUCCUCAAGGACGAGAUGGCACAGGCAGACGGCAUUCAUGCGCUGCAGCUUCGCACGAUGACACCCGAGGAGGAGGUGAGGCAAAAGGAAAAGGAGUCUGCACAAUAA